Elephantulus edwardii (Cape elephant shrew) is the source of this 2127-nucleotide messenger RNA. RefSeq names its product copine IV (gene CPNE4). Gene Ontology annotation, molecular function: calcium-dependent phospholipid binding. The coding region runs from base 5 to 1678 and encodes 557 amino acids. NCBI's taxonomy places the organism in Eukaryota, Metazoa, Chordata, Mammalia, Macroscelidea, Macroscelididae. The record is from RefSeq and is a predicted model, not a curated record. The transcript is spliced from 15 exons. Gene Ontology annotation, biological process: cellular response to calcium ion. Gene Ontology annotation, cellular component: plasma membrane.
CAGGAUGAAGAAGAUGAGCAACAUUUACGAGUCAGCUGCCAACACGCUGGGCAUCUUUAACAGUCCCUGCCUGACCAAAGUGGAGCUGCGUGUGGCGUGCAAAGGGAUUUCCGACAGAGAUGCCCUUUCCAAGCCAGACCCCUGUGUCGUCCUCAAGAUGCAGUCUCACGGCCAGUGGUUCGAGGUGGACAGGACAGAGGUGAUCCGCACCUGCAUAAACCCUGUAUACUCAAAACUGUUCACCGUGGACUUCUACUUUGAAGAAGUGCAACGUCUGCGGUUUGAAGUUCACGACAUCAGCAGCAACCACAACGGGUUGAAGGAGGCCGACUUCCUGGGUGGCAUGGAGUGCACGCUCGGCCAGAUUGUCUCACAGAGAAAGCUGUCCAAAUGCCUGCUGAAGCAUGGGAGCACAGCAGGGAAGUCCUCAAUCACGGUGAUUGCUGAAGAGUUAUCUGGCAAUGAUGACUAUGUCGAACUUGCAUUCAAUGCACGGAAAUUGGAUGACAAGGAUUUCUUCAGUAAAUCUGACCCAUUUCUGGAAAUUUUCCGCAUGAAUGAUGAUGCAACUCAGCAGCUUGUGCAUCGGACUGAGGUUGUGAUGAAUAAUCUAAGCCCAGCCUGGAAAUCAUUCAAGGUGUCGGUCAAUUCUCUAUGCAGUGGAGACCCGGACCGCCGGCUCAAGUGCAUAGUAUGGGACUGGGACUCCAAUGGCAAGCAUGACUUCAUUGGAGAAUUCACCUCGACGUUCAAGGAGAUGAGGGGUGCCCUGGAGGGCAAGCAGGUACAAUGGGAGUGCAUCAACCCCAAGUACAAAGCUAAGAAGAAGAAUUACAAGAACUCAGGCACUGUGAUUCUGAAUCAGUGCAAGAUCCACAAGAUGCACUCUUUCUUGGACUACAUCAUGGGUGGUUGCCAAAUCCAGUUUACGGUAGCUAUAGAUUUCACUGCCUCAAAUGGGGACCCCAGGAACAGCUGUUCCCUGCACUAUAUUCACCCGUACCAGCCCAAUGAGUACCUGAAGGCUUUGGUUGCUGUGGGAGAGAUUUGCCAAGAUUAUGACAGUGACAAAAUGUUCCCAGCCUUUGGAUUCGGCGCCCGGAUACCUCCCGAGUACACGGUCUCUCACGACUUUGCCAUCAACUUCAAUGAAGACAACCCGGAAUGUGCAGGAAUUCAAGGAGUUGUGGAAGCCUAUCAGAGCUGCCUUCCUAAACUACAACUCUACGGGCCCACCAACAUCGCGCCCAUCAUUCAGAAAGUGGCCAAAUCAGCAUCAGAAGAAACCAACACUAAGGAGGCUUCGCAAUACUUCAUCCUGCUGAUCCUGACAGACGGUGUCAUCACAGACAUGGCGGACACCCGGGAGGCCAUUGUCCACGCCUCCCACCUCCCCAUGUCUGUCAUUAUCGUGGGGGUCGGGAACGCCGACUUCAGUGACAUGCAGAUGCUGGAUGGUGAUGACGGGAUCCUGAGGUCACCCAAGGGAGAGCCCGUCCUCCGAGAUAUCGUCCAGUUCGUGCCCUUCAGGAACUUCAAACACGCUUCUCCUGCUGCUCUGGCGAAGAGUGUGUUGGCUGAGGUCCCAAACCAAGUCGUGGACUAUUACAAUGGCAAAGGGAUUAAACCAAAAUGUUCCUCAGAAAUGUAUGAGUCAUCCAGGACACUAGCACCUUGAGUUCCACCCACUUUUAUGGAGCUCUGAUACCCUAUUCCUGAUAAUAUUUAAUACUCCUCCUCCUCCCUUACUUAAAAGAAGCAACAUGUACACAUUUAAAAUAGCACGUUUUGGUGAUUUUUAACUAACUAAUGAUUUUUUUGCAUGUGUAGCCCCAAGGCCUGAAUCUAUUAAGCCGUUGUAUUGUUAAAGACUUUUUACACCGAAACACAAUUAACAAUAACUUAACUCUUUACAGUUCAGCAUGUCUUGAAAUAAAAUGGUAUCUGUAUCUGUUUUUUAUACAGGUUUGUUGAAAUUUUGCUAAAUUUCUUAUUAUCUUUCCACUGUACAGCAUUUUGAAACCUUUAUUGAACGUUGAUAGCCAAAACAUAUGUGGUUUUAUCUGCUACAGGAUGAGAGACUUUUCAAAAUGACAGAUGCAUGGACUGUAUUUUGCAUGUUUAAAA